GCCACCACACAGCAGCAGAGCGCGACUACCAAGUUCCCGAUCCCGAAGCAGCUUCAGCUUGACCCGAGAUCGCAGCAAGCUGUCGCAGGCCCUCCGUCUCGCCCGACCCUCAACAAUGCUGGCCCCAUGUACAACCCCGGCAUCCAGCGCGCACCACCAUACACUCUCGAAGGCGAAGGCGACCGCGUGCUGAGCAAGCGCAAGCUCGACGAGCUCGUCCGCCAAGUCACCGGCUCCGCACCCGCCUCCUCCGACAGCGAAUCCUCUUCCGUCCUCAACCCCGACGUCGAAGAAUGCAUCCUCGAAAUGACCGAUAACUUCGUCGACGAGGUGAUAACAUCAGCCUGUCGACUCGCCAAGCUUCGGCCCGGUCAAACUCUCGACCUUCGCGACAUACAAAUCACUCUGGAGCGCAACUACGGCAUUCGCAUUCCUGGAUACUCGCUGGAUGAGGUGCGCACGGUCAAGAAGUUUCAGCCUGCUGCGGGUUGGACUACGAAGAUGCAGGCUGUGCAGACGGGUAAAAUUGUUAAUAACAAAGAUGCUUGAGUCUGUCAGUCUCGCAUUAGAUUGGUCUUGGGAGUAAGAAGGAUGGGUGGUGUGAUGUGAUGUGGUCCUUCUAGCGAGGUGUUUUGGCGUUUUCAUGUAGUGAUGAGAUACCUACCGCUGAAAUGGACUGCAUGGAUUGG
Molecule: messenger RNA, 689 nt
Organism: Pseudocercospora fijiensis CIRAD86
Lineage: Eukaryota; Fungi; Ascomycota; Dothideomycetes; Mycosphaerellales; Mycosphaerellaceae
Exons: 3
Coding region: 127-549 (140 amino acids)
Biological process (GO): RNA polymerase II preinitiation complex assembly; DNA-templated transcription initiation
Cellular component (GO): SAGA complex; transcription factor TFIID complex; SLIK (SAGA-like) complex
Molecular function (GO): TBP-class protein binding; protein heterodimerization activity; DNA binding
Source: RefSeq, a predicted model, not a curated record